This is a messenger RNA of Ipomoea triloba (trilobed morning glory), 812 nucleotides long. RefSeq names its product 40S ribosomal protein S23-like. NCBI's taxonomy places the organism in Eukaryota, Viridiplantae, Streptophyta, Magnoliopsida, Solanales, Convolvulaceae. Gene Ontology annotation, biological process: translation. The record is from RefSeq and is a predicted model, not a curated record. The transcript is spliced from 4 exons. Gene Ontology annotation, cellular component: ribosome; cytosolic small ribosomal subunit. The coding region runs from base 147 to 575 and encodes 142 amino acids. Gene Ontology annotation, molecular function: structural constituent of ribosome.
UGAAUCAUCCAAAAUCCAAGCCCUUUAUCUCUGCGCGACUAGGGCAUCAUUCACUUCACUUCAAAUACUCAUUUGAGCUUCUCUUCUCUUCUGCUUUUAUUCUUCAGCCCUGCCGCAGAGCAUCUUAUUUCCGCUAACCAAUCACCAUGGGGAAGACACGUGGAAUGGGAGCUGGUCGCAAGCUGAAGUCCCAUCGUAUAAAACAACGCUGGGCUGAUAAGGCUUAUAAAAAAUCCCAUCUAGGUAAUGAAUGGAAAAAACCAUUUGCAGGGUCUUCCCAUGCUAAAGGGAUUGUUCUUGAAAAAAUUGGUAUUGAGGCUAAGCAGCCAAACUCUGCCAUUAGAAAAUGUGCCCGUGUACAGCUGAUUAAGAAUGGGAAGAAAAUUGCGGCCUUUGUGCCAAACGAUGGGUGUCUAAAUUAUAUUGAGGAGAAUGACGAGGUAUUGAUUGCAGGAUUUGGUCGGAAAGGCCAUGCUGUUGGUGAUAUUCCCGGUGUUAGGUUCAAGGUUGUGAAGGUUUCUGGUGUGUCUCUUUUAGCUCUGUUCAAGGAGAAGAAGGAGAAGCCAAGAUCAUGAGCAGCCUUGGAGUUGUUUUGGAUAAAAAUGACCAUUUCUGUCCCUAGUAUAGGUUUUUUGUAAUGUGAGAUUUCACUUUUCUGUUUCAUCAUGGCAAACCAAACUAUGUUUGUUAACAAGAGCAGAAGUUUAUUUCACUAUAUUCUUAGCUUGUGUUUUUUGAUGAAUCCUAAGCCACAAUUGGUUUGAUGUACAUAUGCAUUUAGCAUGAAAAAGGGAAAUGAAAAAUGUUGAAUC